Cydia fagiglandana is the source of this 642-nucleotide messenger RNA. RefSeq lists its product as uncharacterized. The coding region runs from base 73 to 642 and encodes 189 amino acids. Gene Ontology annotation, biological process: multicellular organism development; chorion-containing eggshell formation. The record is from RefSeq and is a predicted model, not a curated record. Gene Ontology annotation, cellular component: egg chorion. Gene Ontology annotation, molecular function: structural constituent of egg chorion. NCBI's taxonomy places the organism in Eukaryota, Metazoa, Arthropoda, Insecta, Lepidoptera, Tortricidae. The transcript has 2 exons.
AUUAGAUCUAAAUCUAAAACAGAAGUAUUAAUAAUCUGAAUUAUUUAUAAAUUAAUUUAUUUUUUAAGGAAAAUGAAUUAUUUGCUUUACUUUUUCCAAAUUGUUUUAAUACAGUACACAUCAGCACAAGUAAUAACCCUAGGAGGGCGAAAUUUCCUAAACAAUCAAAACUGCGGCAACCUACCUUUAGCAACCAAUUUUGCCAACAACGCUAAUAUUCUAGCCAAUAUGGGCCAACCAGGCCAACUAACCAACAUUGUUGCACAGAAUAAUUUGGGACAAGAAUAUUUAAUUAGCAACGCCAAUUAUGCUAACAACCUACCUAGCAACAAUAUAGGCUUGGCUAGCGGCAAUAUUGGGUUGGCUAGCGGCAACAUUGGUUUGGCUACUAGCAAUAUAGGAUUAAGUAAUAUUGGUAGUGAAGUUGUUUACAAUAAAGCUCCAAUGUACGCUAAUGUUGUCAAACCUCCGAGGGAAUAUGGGAUCGAGUUUUCAUCAGGAGCCUUAUCAGUGGGGGGCAACGUGGAAGUUAACGGGAGAUUGCCUUUCAAUGCCAAUGUAGCCGUGAACGGGGUAGUACCGGCGCAGGGAUUGGGUGAAGUUGACUAUACGUGUGACAAGUUGGGUGCAGAAGAGAACUAG